Nicotiana attenuata is the source of this 1206-nucleotide messenger RNA. RefSeq lists its product as uncharacterized. NCBI's taxonomy places the organism in Eukaryota, Viridiplantae, Streptophyta, Magnoliopsida, Solanales, Solanaceae. The coding region runs from base 209 to 985 and encodes 258 amino acids. The transcript is spliced from 6 exons. The record is from RefSeq and is a predicted model, not a curated record.
AUUGAAUAUUAAUGAAUUGCGUGGCUUUACUGCAGGUGAAACGGCGAGAUUUCCGUCGUAAUCGCCCGCACACGUUUGGUUACGGCUGGCAAAUCCAGCUACUCUGUUCAAUUUCUUGUCGGAGUUGACAAUUCCGACCGUCGACAGACGCCUAUGAAGCUUCAAACUUGAAAUACUGAGAAAUUACUCUUUACAUUCAUUUUAAAUAAUGUAUGCAGUAAGAUAUUUACAGCCAUUUGGGACUUCUCUGGCCUCUAUUACCUCUCCUUACUUCCAUCUCUCUCGUUCCACAAUCCCAUUUGAUGGAAAAUUUGCACCUUUGAAGACCUUCAUGAGAUGCCUAAAGCCUCAGGUGUACAGUCGGGUGUUAAAGUUCGCUGGGGGAUCUAAUUUUGAGACAUUCCACCAUUACUUUAGAAAAAUGCAAAAUUCAGGGCGCAGUUACACUUUACGGAGUGCAUUUGGUUUGUCGGCUUUGCUUGGAUCUAUUAAGCUUUCUCCUCGCAUUGCAUAUUCUUCUGAUGGUCUUGAUGGUCUAUUGGAUGACCAUCAUUUGGGCUUGUUCGGUGAUUCAGAUACUGAAGAAGAUCGUCGAUCUCUCUUAAUGACCUUAAGGAAGCUGUUGGUUCCUCUCUUGUUUGUGAUUACUGUGUUGAUGAACUGGGGCCAUCCAAUAAUUAUUGCAACUAAAGUCACUAUUAUUCUUCUUACGACAAAGCCAAGCCCUUUAUCAGUUUAUGUCCUUGUCGAACAGUUGCGACAUCAAGCAGUUCGCCGACAACCAUUCAUCUAUAAGUUCAAGUCAUUAUAUGCAAAGAAAGUUGAAGUUGCAGAUUAUCUGUUUCUCUCUCUGGCUAAGGUCGAACUAAAAGAUCAGGAGUUUACUCUUGUUGGAAUUCUGGGGAGUUGGUGGCUUUUGCCCCUGUCUUCAUGGCAAGAGGCGUCAUCUAUGCUUAAGAGCAAAAUUUUGAUGAAUUUAAGCUAAGGUCAGCUGCUAAUUAGAUCAGAUUGACUUAAAUUUAUCUUUGUUGUAGGUAAUUAUAUUUUCUCUGUAGAUCCGAUAGAAAACAUGGAAGGCAAUCUAUGUUCAUACUUGGAGUGCACUGUGCACCAGAAUUAGAUGAUUUGUUCGUGAUUUUUGCUUUUGAAUUAUACUUCUCUUUAAUUGAUGGAGCAAUAAAUUUUUCAAUCAUGUGCCUUACCUCA